Molecule: messenger RNA, 1493 nt
Organism: Gambusia affinis (western mosquitofish)
Lineage: Eukaryota; Metazoa; Chordata; Actinopteri; Cyprinodontiformes; Poeciliidae
Exons: 6
Coding region: 231-1079 (282 amino acids)
Biological process (GO): regulation of apoptotic process
Source: RefSeq, a predicted model, not a curated record
UUUUACUGCCUUCUUUGGUAAUUCCUCUCCACCUUGCGGCCGGUGACGAUGACGUCAUUUGUUUAUUACGCAGUUCGCGCUCAUGUUGUAACAUGAACAACCCAACCGGAAGAACUGCUGUUUCCUUUCUAAGAAACAGAAACUUCUUCUCUUCUUCACGGACGUUUUACUGUAUUUCCCUCUAAAAAGGCUGAGUGUUACCCGAUGCCCUCUGGCGCCCCCUGCAGGACAUGGAGCUACUGCAGUCCCAGCAGGACAAUCUGAGCCUGUGGCUUUCAGCAGAUUCUGCUCACAUCCUCAAUGAGUGCGGAGACAUUUUAAGUGCAAAUGAACAUAAGAAGAUAACAGAGCAGCAGAAGGAAGAGCAGAUGAGCCUCCUGCUGGAAAUGAUCAUUAGUAAAGGACCAGACACCUGUGAGGCGUUCAUGGACAUCCUGAGGAGGAAUCAGGAACGGUACCAUCAACUCCAGGAGUUCUUCAGAUUCUCCUCUGACGAUUCUGCUGGUACAUCGAUAUUUGCUGAUGAAAACAGUGUUGUGACCAGCAGUACGCUCCGUAAUAUAAAUACAAAAUCUCUCACAUAUAAGGUGGAAACAGUGAGCAGCCCAAGAGGAAAUUCAUCUGUUAAUUCUGCAUCAGGCGCUCAUUAUACUGCAACAGGUGGGAGUGUCAUCGUUGCUGACAGGAUAGACGGAGCCAAAGCUGAAAACAUAAACUUCUCUGUGAACAUUAAACCAUCCCAGGUCCCCUCAGCUCCAGCAGGAACUGCUGACGAUCUUAGGCAGCACCCAGCUGGAAAGACGAUCAUAGAGAAGAAGGUGAAGCUGAUCGAUUGCCUGAUGGCCGAUCAUCGCUACAUCCUGCAGUUUGUCGACCAGAAAUCCAUCGUCUCACACAGAGAAUACCAGAACCUGAUGUUUUCCUCCAGCCCACAGGAAACCAUCACCGGGCUUCUGGAUCUGGUUCUCAGCAAAGGCCCAGAGAAAUGUGGCGACUUCCUUCAGCUUCUCAAAGAUCCUGAAGUUCUGGACACAUUUCCCCUGCUGAGUGACAUUUUAGACAUUAGAGAUCAAAAUUAAUAUAUUAAAUGUUAUUUUCUAUACAUAUUUAGGAUGAGUAAUGGUUGAAUCCAGACUUUUAUUUUAGUACCAAACAGCAGCUGGGUAAAAUCAACCCUGUAAUAUUAUUAAUAAUAAUAAUUUUAACAGCAGAGCUAGUUUUUUAUUUGGUGCUUCAGCUAAUUUUGAGAACCAGUUGUGGGCACACUUCUGAAUUUUACUGUUUUUAAUUGAGGAUGAACUACUAAAUAUUAUUUAACGGUUUCCACAUGAAAGAUUUUAAAUUGUUUAAAAUGUAAAUGUAAGAUUUAAGUCAAUGGCUGUGAUAUUUAUUUUCAUUUUGAGCCAGUUGUAUCAGAAUGUCAUAAAGUAUAAAUAGAAGUCUGUAUUCAAAAAGCACUUUCUCAUUAAAUAUUGAAUAUCUUUACACGUUGA